UGGCUGUUGCUGUUAUGCUAGAUGAUGUCUAAGUAUUUAAGUUUGUAAAGGACGAUGAGUGUAAAAAAUCUAGUUUAAUAAAUCUUGGUUAUUGUGCUCCUAGCAUAUUAGGAAAUAUUACCUUUGGAAUGUUAAGGAUAAAUGGGUUUCUUUAUAAUGAAAUAAUAUUAUGCAAGAAACCUAUGAAUUAUAAUGAAUAAAUGUAUAAAAACAUAGCAUGCAUAAGGUAAUAUAAAA
Messenger RNA from Paramecium octaurelia, 237 nucleotides. NCBI's taxonomy places the organism in Eukaryota, Ciliophora, Oligohymenophorea, Peniculida, Parameciidae. The record is from the annotation of a GenBank genome assembly.